AUGGUUAACCACCGGCCUUGCAAUAACCAGGGUCAAUUAAUCGUAACGCUCCUCCAAGAGGAAUACAAACAUCGCCGAGAGAAAAUGUACAUUGAAGGUGAGAAUGGUGUACAGAAGACCCAGACACUGAAUAGGAGCUGGAUCAGUUAUGAAUGGCAUUCGGUCCCGGGGACAUGGUUUAUGUGUGAAUGGAGCAGUUUUGCGGAAAUGAGAGACAUGUUGUAUGACCACCAGACGCCUGGGAUCCAUAAUAUUGGUGGGCUUUUUUCCUUGACCGAACAUAAACAGAAGCUGUUGAUUGUCCGCAAUGCACCUCUACCCAGCAAAGCCAGCAAACCAAGCCCCAACCGAUACCACCCAAACACCGAAUAA
Molecule: messenger RNA, 372 nt
Organism: Colletotrichum lupini
Lineage: Eukaryota; Fungi; Ascomycota; Sordariomycetes; Glomerellales; Glomerellaceae
Exons: 4
Coding region: 1-372 (123 amino acids)
Source: RefSeq, a predicted model, not a curated record